Messenger RNA from Panicum virgatum (switchgrass), 809 nucleotides. Its product is annotated as root-specific lectin-like. The record is from RefSeq and is a predicted model, not a curated record. Bases 70 to 609 code for a protein of 179 amino acids. The transcript has a single exon. NCBI's taxonomy places the organism in Eukaryota, Viridiplantae, Streptophyta, Magnoliopsida, Poales, Poaceae. Gene Ontology annotation, molecular function: chitin binding.
GGCGCCUUCGCAUUGAGCUUUCCACUCAACUCAUCAUCUGGCUCAGUUAUCAAAAGAAAAAAAAAAGGUAUGAGAAGUGCAGUCCUGGCCAUGAAGGCCCUCGUCCUGAGCGCGCUGCUCCUCACCUUUGCGGGGGUGAUCACUCACGCCCAGCAGUGCGGCAGCCAGGCGGGUGGCAAGAAGUGCCCUAACAAUCUGUGCUGCAGCCCGUGGGGGUACUGCGGCACCGGCCCCGACUACUGCGGCAACGGCUGCCAGAGCGGCCCGUGCUCGGGCUUUGGCACGCUCAGCGCUGAGCAGUGCGGCAGGCAGGCCGGGAACAAAAACUGCCCUAACAACCUCUGCUGCAGCCAGUGGGGGUUCUGCGGCUUAGGCGGCGACUACUGCGGCAAUGGAUGCCAGAGCGGCCCGUGCUACGGUGAGCUCGGCGCCGAGCAGUGCGGCAGACAGGCUGGAGGUAAGAAGUGCCCUAACAGUCUCUGCUGCAGCCGCUUCGGAUACUGCGGCUCCGGCGGCGACUACUGCCGCAACGGCUGCCAGAGCGGGCCGUGCCACACCACCGCCGGCGCCGUGCCCAAGCUCAGCCGGGCCUUUCUGGACCAGGUGUAAAAUAUCACGUCGUGCCGACGUCUGCGUGCAGCACUCCUACUCUAUGAAAUAAAAGGUGCUGCUACUACGUAUGUGCGUACCGGAACUAGUGGAGGGCCGAGUAUGCGUCCGCAUGCAUAGGUGAAAGCCCAUAUGUAUUCUCUCUCUGUACAGUAUCUUGUAUGAAUAAAGUUGGAUAUAUGUGACUGUGUCCUUGCGUU